Molecule: messenger RNA, 1488 nt
Organism: Sarcophilus harrisii (Tasmanian devil)
Lineage: Eukaryota; Metazoa; Chordata; Mammalia; Dasyuromorphia; Dasyuridae
Product: proline-rich protein 2-like
Exons: 6
Coding region: 1-1488 (495 amino acids)
Source: RefSeq, a predicted model, not a curated record
AUGGCCCUGGUCCCUCACCUCCCGGGCCCCCCGCCCCCGGCCCGGGACCCGCCCUUGUUUGCAGCUGGCCCAAAGCCGGGAGGUUGUGGGAGCCCAGGCGAGGGCGGGGAUCCCCAAGGGGGACGAUGGAGGCUGGAAAGGGCCACCCAGCCCCCACGGAGGAAAAUUCGGGUUGGGGAGGGGGGCGGGCCCCGCCAGCCAGUGGGGAAAGGGCCCAUGGUGCUGAGCCCUCCCACUGGAGCCGAGGCUGGCGCCACUGGGCUGGGCACGGGCUGCAGGGUCCGGGAGGACGAGCACGGGAAGGCCGAACCCAGGCAACCCCGCCCUCCCCCUCCCCUAACUCCCCCUCUGCCCGCGGAGGCGGCCCCGGGGCCGGGAGUGAACGCCCCCGCCAGCGGGCCUCCUGGCUGGCACGCCCCAGCAGGGCCGGGCAGCCCCCGCCGCGGGGUGCCCUCCCUGCCUCCCUUUCCCUGGGCCCGGGCGGCGGGGGUGGCGGGCCGCCGGCCUCCUGCCCGGUGGCAAGGCCUUCCUGAAGCCGCCCACCUGCUGCGCCAGCAGAGCCACCGACCCCGGCCCGGAGGGGGCCUUCCGGGCAGGAGCACCCGGGGCACCGGCACCACCCGGCCCCCCGGCGGGGCCCCCCACCCUGGGCCUGUCGCCGCCCCGCCCCCGCGGCGAUGCCUGCGCCGGGGACCCUACUGGCGCAGCACCGGCGGCACCACAAGAGCACUGGGGCCCGGCCCCGCCUGGGGCGCGGCAAGGGUUCGGGGGGAGCAGUGCGCCACCAGCGCCCAGCCCCCCGCCCCCCCCCGCCGCCGGGCCCCAGCCGGCCCCCGGCCUUCUCAAAUCCCAGCGCUCCGGUUUUCCUCCAUCCCCCCAGAGGCCGCUGACCAGUACAGGCCACGAGACCGGGGCCACCGGCCACUGGGCUCCACGCGAGUCGCCGAGUGGGAGCAGGAGGAUCUCGGCCGUCGGUCACCCCCUCGUUUGACGGAGGGGGGUCCCGGGCCCGCCCGGAUCGAUAAACCCCACCGGGCCCUCCAGAUGCCGCGACCCCAGUUUGGAGGCCACCGGGGAGCUUCUGAGAGCCGGGAGAAAGCGGCGGCCCAAAGGUCUGGGGAGAAGCGGGUGACCCAGGGGGCCGAGAUCACUGGACAGGCCGCGCCGAGCGGGGAGAAGAGGAGUUGCGUGGGGCCCCCGCCCUGCAAGGGCCCCUGGCACCCUGCGAAGGGGCCCCCGGUCCUGCCCGGCCCCCGCCCUGCGGGGCCCCGGCCCUGCAGUGGGGGCCCCUGCAGUGGGGCCCCAGCCCCUGGGAGUGGGCCCCGGCACCCUGGUGGGCCCCCAGGUCCUGCACUGGGGGGCCCCUGCAGUGGGCCCCCAGCCCCUGCAGGGGGCACCCUCAGGGCCCCAGCCUGCAGGCCCCCCAGCCCCUCAGUAGGGGCCCCAGCGCCCUGCGUAAGGGGCCCCCGUGUCCUGGUGGGCCCCUGA